Aspergillus homomorphus CBS 101889 is the source of this 2971-nucleotide messenger RNA. Its product is annotated as Sin1 family protein. Gene Ontology annotation, cellular component: plasma membrane; TORC2 complex; cytoplasm. Gene Ontology annotation, biological process: TORC2 signaling. Gene Ontology annotation, molecular function: phosphatidylinositol-4,5-bisphosphate binding. The coding region runs from base 281 to 2803 and encodes 840 amino acids. The record is from RefSeq and is a predicted model, not a curated record. The transcript is spliced from 3 exons. Lineage: Eukaryota; Fungi; Ascomycota; Eurotiomycetes; Eurotiales; Aspergillaceae.
CUCACCUGCUUGAUUGCUUCCUAUCUCUCCCUGCCACCUAUUGUGCAGCUAUCCAGGCUGGUCCUGGCUGAUAUUAACACACUCUUUUCGUCCCACCUGUUGCUGCUCGAGUCCGGCGCAUCCCUCUACUCCCCUUUGUUACAGCUGUCGAGGACCAUGUCCGUUCGAUAACCGAUAGCGAUUUCGCGUCGUUCGACAUAGAUGGUGCUCACUUUGGACUGCGACACACCCUUCGGACUCCUAUACUACCGAUAUUCCGCUCUGCGUCCUUCUGGAAAAAAUGUCUCUCCUUCACAAUGAAGAUUUCACGAUAUGGCAGCUGCGCACUUCUUACCUCUCCACCAUUAAGGAUGGUAUUGGUGACCGUCUCAUUAACGUGAACAAUACUGUGCUUAACACUCCCGGUUUCCGUGCGGCGGGCUGGUCGUCGGCAUCCGCCAACCCCAACACUCAGACCGCCGCUGCCCAUAUCAAGCGGACAUACUCUCCUCCAAUUCCGCUCACCACUGCAGUCGCUUCAGAAUAUUAUCAACUCGGCAUCGCAAGAGACGCCAAUGAGUCUGCGAGACUCGGAACAGGAGAAGAUGGCGAGGACGACGAAGGGGGCAUGGUAACAGGCAAGGGCAACACGGACAUCAUUGGACGCCGGAAUUUAAGGGGGAAACGCGCGCAUCGAAGGGAUCGUCAACAAAACGAUCAUCAGAAGCAUCGAGAGCCUGAGGAAGACGAUAGUAGUGAUUUGAGCGACGAGAGCGACGAUGAUGGGGAUAGCGCGCCAAGUGGGGCCAACCAGAUCAAGUUCCCUAAGUUGCCCAUUCGAACAAGAGCUGGAUCGUCUCCAAUACGGUCAACAGAUCGCCAGGAGGGGCCCCAGGUCAUGGUCACCUCGCCAUCGCAUCCGGCGAUGGGUACUCAUUACCGCACAGGCUCGCUGGGGACUGCUGUUAGCAGCGUGAAUGAGCGGCCGCGACGCGAUACAACUACGACGGCGAGCAGUGAUCUCUCUUCCGACAACGAUCUUGGCUCGUCGCUCUUCAAGAGGAGACAGAUUCAAUUCUCCGGUCAAGAUCAGGUAAUUGAGCUCAGAAGGUAUAGGCACGGGGCGGGAAACAGAGACCUUGAAGAGCUGGACGAGCAAGCAGAGGACUCCGGCGCAGAGUCGGUGGGCUCGGCCCUUUCGUCGGAAUUUGACGCCACUGCGGGCUCGACCUCGCUUUUGGAAAAUGUCGGGAUUACUGGUAGUUUGGAUUCGUCCUCGCCCAUAGCAUUGAUGCAUAAGCUGCAGAAUGGGGCCGGAUCGCAAACUGCAUCUCCUCGCAAGUCCCGGACUCCAGCCCCGGAGCUGCAGGACCUCCCGCCGCCCCGUCCAAUUAGCACGGUCCAACCCGUGAGUCUGCUAUCGAAGGCCCUCAAUGCGCGCAAGCAAGCGCCUACCAACCCGGUUGAGAAGUUCGCAGUACUCUCGGGCAGGGGAUUGACUGAUGCGCUCAAUAUCAAGCUCUACUUGCCUUUCUCUACUGAUCCUGAUGAGCCGUUGGACCUGCCAAUCGCCCGCGAGUCGAAGCUUGCGGAGCAGCCAGCCCCGGUCACCGUCGUCGAGGCGAUUGGGUUGGCCCUCUGGCGGUAUACGGAAGAAGGUCGCGAGCCGGCCAUUGAUCGAAAUAAGCUUACCGUGAACAUGUGGACUCUACGGAUGGUGGAGGACGGCGAAGUCGAGUACGACUUUCCUGCACUAAGCCGCACGUCGCCAAUUGCGGAUUUUACCUCGAACAACAACCGGGCAGCUGGCCGCCGGACCCGAGGAAAGCAAUACGAUGAAUUUGCUCUUGUGGAAGCAUCCAGCGCCGAAUUUGAAGAAAAUGAGCGUCUCUUCCCAAUGUUCAGUCUGGCACCGUCGUCGGAGGAUAGUGCUGCCGACGUUUCUGCGAGUGCCCCUGCCCCGACCAGCCAGCCUAUGCCGCAGGUCAAGGCGCCUCGGCCGAACCCGAUUCUCGGACAGCCCUUCUCGUCGGCCCUAAACGACAAUACGUUGACACCCGCCGAUCGACCAGCCGUGCCCACGUCACAUGCUACUCCUCGCCUAGGGGUCUCGAAGACGUUAAAGAUUCGUUAUACCAAUGUGGAGGCGUCAACGCAGGUGACGACGCUCAAUACCUCUACUGACAGCUACAUCGCCGAGAUCCUUGACUCGGUAUGCAAGCGGUGGGGUCUGGAUAAGGGCAAUUACCUGCUGAAGGUGAUGGGGUCCAGCACGAUUGCUCCCCUAGACCGAACGGUGGAAGCCUUGGGCAACCUCACCGACCUAGACCUCGUGCGGCGCCGAUUCGGGCCUCAAUUGACCGGUUCCCCCGGUAGCUCUUCGCCCAACGCGCCCCUUCUCAUUGACAGCAACACCGUUCCGGCCAAGAAGGGGAAGAAGAGCGGCCAGCGCAUGCUUCACCCUCUCACGCAGAAGCAAGACCUCACGGGAGGCUAUUACCGCCGAUACUACGUUUGGCGCAAACAGUCCAUGUCGUUCACGCAGUCGAACCAUCGCAUUCUGACGUUCGACAAUGACUACAUGCAUAUCAUGCCAGCAGACACGGGCAAGACGGUGUCCGACACGAAAACACGGUCGAUCAGCUUCAACGAUGUGGUCGGAUGCAAAGUGAGUCGGCGACACCCUAAGAAUUUCCGGGUGGUGGUGCUGCGCGGCAAUGACGCCAACGAGCAGAAACGGUAUGACUUCGAGGCGCGCAAUGCCCUCGAAGCGGUGGAAAUUGUGGAUGAGAUCAAGAAGAAUAUGGCGCAUUAUCGCAUCUAGGCCGGCAGCUUUGUUCCUUUUUUAUCCAUUGCAUUACUGUUGUUGCACGGGGCGGGUGGCCUUAAGUAUGAUCCAGCAUCUUAGGAUGGGGUGCAGCGGGCGUUGAUCUACUUGUUUUGCAGGGGCUGGUGGUUUGCGAUCCAAUUCAGUCGUAACAGCUGUGAUGGC